Messenger RNA from Anguilla rostrata (American eel), 2096 nucleotides. RefSeq names its product astrocytic phosphoprotein PEA-15-like. Gene Ontology annotation, biological process: MAPK cascade; regulation of apoptotic process. NCBI's taxonomy places the organism in Eukaryota, Metazoa, Chordata, Actinopteri, Anguilliformes, Anguillidae. Gene Ontology annotation, molecular function: protein binding. The transcript is spliced from 4 exons. The coding region runs from base 712 to 1104 and encodes 130 amino acids. The record is from RefSeq and is a predicted model, not a curated record.
GCGAGAGCUGAGUUAAGAGCGAUCGCGCAGAAACGAGAUCGCGUCCCUUCGGCAUCUCCGGCUUGCAUCCGGAACAGAUUUCCAGAAUGUGACGUUAUCGAACCUGUCUCUGGCGAUGUGGAAUGCUCCUUGCAUCCGAUGCAUUCGUUCUGUAGUCUGUCCACACUUCAGCUCAAAAAAAAAACACGACGCAGACCUCUGGAGACAGACAGGGGUCAGAGAGAGACACAGGGACUGGGAACAAAAGAGGAGGGAUUUGCGGACCGGAUAACGCGGUGACAUCAGCUGUGAAAAAUGUGUGUGUGCGCCUGCGAAUGCACAGAAUCCGGCGUGUGAGACCGUAGGGGAGGAGUGGGGAAAAAGGCGUUUCCGUGCUCAAACCGGCCAGAGCUCGGACAAACCGAAGUACUGUGAGAUCUGGCUGAAAUAUAUACACACAUUUUUUUCCUUUCCAUGUGCAGGCCUAAUGCUAAAACGAAAACACAAAUAUUAGAGAAAUUAUAAGCAAACUAUUGUAAUAUUUCCAAUACCAAUCGACGAGUGAAAGGGACUGCAGACUGUCCAAAAAGGUUCGCCUACAUCUCACGCGCGUUGAUCUGAGAGAGACACCAACGGACCCGACUGGGAUUAAACGACACUUCCUCAUUCCCGUUAGCUAGUCGGUCACAGCAUCUCUCCGCCACCGAGUCACGCCUCGGAGUACCCGGAGCCAUGUCGGAGUACAGCUCUAUGCUGAGCGACCUGUCUGAGAUCAUCACCGCGGAGGACCUGGAGAUGCUGAAGAGCGCCUGCAAGGAGGACAUCCCCGAGGACCAGAGCACUGCCAUCACCUGCUCCAACGACUGGUUCAGCUACCUGGAGAAGAACCACAAACUGGCACAGGACAAGCUGUCCUACAUCGAGCACAUCUUCGAGAUCUCACGCCGGCCGGACCUGCUGACGCGGGUCAUCGAGUACCGCACCACCGUGCUGAAGAUCUCGGAGGACGACGAGAUCGACACCAAACUCACACGCAUCCCGUCCGCAAAGAAGUACAAAGAUAUAAUUCGCCAGCCCUCUGAAGAGGACAUCAUCAAGCUGGCCCCGCCCCCCAAGAAAGCUUGAGGUCAACGUUGGUGACCUCUGCACUGCUCCCCCCUGUUCCUCAGCACCCCCCUCUUUCCCCGGUUAUUUACACCCCCACACUGACCGACCCAACAGCCCAUCGCAGCCAGCUAUGCAUAACUCCUCCCAGCACUGUGGGUGGGAAGGAGGAGGGAGAGGCCUAUGUUGCUUUGGUGAUGUCCAAUCAGAAAAGAGGACGAGAUUUGUUUGUUGCUUGACGUCGCUGAUCAGAUGCAGGACUGGGUUGCUGGAUUCGUCCUGCGGUUCCCUGUAUUGAGGCAGAUUAUGUAGACUCUUAGGUUUUUAGACCCACAGACCUACUGGAGCAAUCGGCACAGUUGAAAUUAUCAGAAUUUGGUUUAAAUUCAAUUCAAUUCAGCUAAAUUCAAUUUAUUGUCAUUAUACCAUUCCAGUAUAACAAAAAGUCUUGUUCGCCAGUCUCUCUGGUGCAAAAUAAAAGCAUAGUGCAGACACUGACACAGUUAAAAAAAAACACACUUUCAAGACAGUUUUAGACAUAAAAAACACAAAAACAAAACUAAAUAAGUAAAUAAAAAUAAGAAUAGAAAAGCGUUAAAAAAAUUUAAAGUUAUGUAUAAAAAAUGCAAGUGGUCAUGGGUAAAAAGUAUUGCAGUGCCAUUAAAAAUUCCUGUUAUUGCACGACCCAUGUCCAUAGUCAGGCGUAGUAAUCAAAGGAAAGGAAUUUGUCGCCUGAACUCUACCGCCCCCUGAUGGCACCAGCCCGACACUUUAACAAAUAUUGGCCUGCAAGAGAAGGAUAGCAGAGGGGUUUUUUAAGUGAGAGCAAAACUAUAGGAGAAGAUAUGGAGAAAGACAGAGAUCAUUUGACUUACUUUCUCCUUGCUUUUCACUAGUCCUUGUUUGACAAUUUGUGCACAUGGGGGAAGUGGGAGUCAUUUCAACACCAGCCACCAGUCUGGCAUUGAGGAUAGGUGGUUAAAGUGGUGGAUUAAAGUCCUUCCUGUUUGUGA